AUGUCUUCUAAUCAAACAACGUUUAUAUUUACUUAUUUAUUGCUUAUUUUAAAGUUGAAUAUAAUUUAUGGAUUCGAUGCUGGAUUUAUAGAAUUCGCAUCAUCUCAUCAACAGAAUAAAGACACAACACAUUAUGGCAUGACUAUUUGUGCGCUAUGUCGUGUAACACUUGACUUUUUAAAAUCAACAUAUAAUGUAGACACAACAUAUUUAGAUACAAAAUUUGACGAAACCAAUGGUCAAUGUGAAGGAAAUAUUGUUCGAGGUAUAAUAAGUCUAUUAAGAACUUCUCAAAUGAAAGGUAUUAAUCCAUGGCUUUAUUCAAUCACAGUUAAAACAAUAGCUU
Molecule: messenger RNA, 346 nt
Organism: Rotaria sp. Silwood2
Lineage: Eukaryota; Metazoa; Rotifera; Eurotatoria; Philodinida; Philodinidae
Source: the annotation of a GenBank genome assembly